Hemiscyllium ocellatum (epaulette shark) is the source of this 5316-nucleotide messenger RNA. Its product is annotated as cohesin subunit SA-2. The coding region runs from base 198 to 3794 and encodes 1198 amino acids. Lineage: Eukaryota; Metazoa; Chordata; Chondrichthyes; Orectolobiformes; Hemiscylliidae. The transcript is spliced from 33 exons. Gene Ontology annotation, cellular component: cohesin complex; nucleus; chromatin. Gene Ontology annotation, molecular function: chromatin binding. Gene Ontology annotation, biological process: sister chromatid cohesion. The record is from RefSeq and is a predicted model, not a curated record.
GCAGUAGCAGGAAGAGAGCAGGAACUGGGCAUUGGGAUAUCGGAGAGGCAUUGCUAAACGCUCUGGAAGAAAAUAUGACACAAGAUUCCUGCGCAGGGACUAAGAAGAUGCAGCAGAUGGAUACUGUUGGAUGGCUCCCAAUCUAAGAAGGCCACUUUGUUAGACCCUUGACUUCAUUUCUGAACACGAAAGCUGUGAUGAUAGCAGAACCAGAAUUAUCCAACAAGGUCUCCCUUCAAAAAGAGAAUGAGAGCCAUUCGGAGCCUGACAAUGAUCUGGAGAACCAAAGACGGGGAAGUGCAGGCUCCUUAUCGUCAUGGAAACGGAGACGGAGGAGCCAGUCUGAGAAAAGCAGAAGGAGAGCAUCAGUGUGUUCCCACCAGGACCGCAGGAAUGGACACUGCCAGAGGGAUGACGACAUUGAGGCUGUCACACUGUUUGAAGUAGUCAGGAUGGGAAAAAGUGCCAUGCAGUCUGUUGUUAAUGACUGGAUUGAAGAGUAUAAACAAGACAGAGAUACCGCACUCCUGGAUCUCAUCAUCUUUUUCAUUCAGUGUUCAGGAUGCAAAGGGAUGGUUACAGCUGAGGUCUUUCAAAAUAUGCACAGCCCUGACAUUAGGAGAAAAAUGACUGAGGAAUUUGAUGAGGAAACAGGCUUACAGUACAAGAAGUUCAUGGUCUACCCCUGGAUCUUGAAUGUUACCUGGCCACUAGACUUGGACAGUGGAGAUUACCCCCUUACGAUGUCAGGGCCCUAUUGGAAGAAAUUCAAGUCCAAUUUCUGUGAAUUUCUCUCUGUGCUGAUUCAGCAUUGCCAAUACACUAUCAUACACGAUGAAUACCUGAUGGAUACUGUGAUCUCCCUGUUGACUGGGCUCUCAGACUCCCAGGUGAGAGCCUUUCGGCACACCAGCACACUCGCAGCUAUGAAAUUCAUGACGGCCUUAAUCAAUGUGACUCUGAGUUUGAGAGUCCAGUUGCAAAACUCUCAGCGACAGUGUGAAGUUGAGAUGUUUGACAAAAGACCCAACAGGAGGCUGGAAACGUUCUUGCAGAAGAAAAAGGAGAUUAUAGAAAAGCAGGAAAACAUUGAGAAUCUGAUGAAUGCAAUUUUCAAAGGAAUCUUCCUUCAUAGAUACCGUGAUGCAUUACCUGAGAUCAGAGCUAUUUGUAUUGAAGAAAUAGGAAUCUGGAUGAAAAGCUGCAGCGAUCGCUUCCUGACUGACAGCUACUUGAAAUAUGUAGGAUGGACUUUGCAUGAUAAACAAAGUGACGUGAGAUUGAAAUGCCUGAUUGGUUUACUGGGUCUGUACUCUGACAAAGAGCUUUGUUCAAAGAUGGACCUUUUUACCUGUCGUUUUAAGGAUAGAAUCAUAUCAAUGACACUGGACAAAGAAAGUGAAGUAGCUGUCCAAGCAAUCAAGGUGUUAACUCUCAUGCUGGAGAACUGCGAGGAGUUUUUAACUUCUCAUGACUGUGAACAGUUAUAUCAGUUGGUUUAUUCAGCACAAAGACCUGUGGCUUUGGCAGCUGGUGAAUUCCUGCACAGAAAGUUGUUUUGCGGCCUGGAGUCUGACGUACAAGAUGAAGUGCCUGAGAGAAAGGAAAAACCCACCUGCAAUCUCAACCAUCUGUUAACCCUUGUUAACUUUUAUCAGGAGAGUGAGGGGAACGCACAGUCAGCCUAUCUUGUUGACAGUCUCUGGGAUUGUUCAGCAUUCAUCCUAAAGGACUGGGAGUCCAUGACGGCUUUAUUACUGGAAGAUGAAGACUCUGGAAAGGAAGCUUUGACCACCUUACAGAAGAAAGGACUGGUUGAAAUUAUGUUGAGCACAAUACGACAGGCUGCAGAAGGCCAUCCGCCUGGAGGCCGAUGUUUAGGAAAGAAGAUUCAAAUGACGAAAGAGAGAAAAUCGCAGAUUGAUGAUCGGGCCAAGCUCACUGAACAUUUCUUCGUGAUACUUCCACAGCUUUUAGCUAAGUAUUCUGCUGAUGGAGAGAAAGUAAUUACAGUCAACCUUCUGCAAAUACCUCAGUACUUUGACCUGGAGGGUUAUGGUACGGCACAGCUAGAAAAGCAUUUGGAUACCUUACUGAAGCAGUUGAAGGAAAUUGUAGAGGAACAGACAGACUCUGAAAUCUUGGAGUUCUGUUCGAAGACGUACCUUGUUCUCAGUAAUGAAGAGUGGGCUACUCAGGACCAAGUAGAUUCUGCAAAGCAUCAACUGUUUGACCAGCUGGUGACCAGGUUCAACAGGGUGCUGAGGGACUUCCUCCACAAGGGAGGCCAGUUUGGUGACACAGAGUCUUACCAGAUGUGGUGUGCAUUGAAAAGAAUCACGACUUUCCAUAAUGCUCAUGAUAUAACUCGAUGGAACCUGUUAAACAGCACCUGCAAACUACUGAAGAGAGCCUUGGAGAAUGGAAACGUGCCUGAACAGAUUAUCGUUCAGGCAAUCCUCUGUAGCUAUUAUUACAUCAUGUGGCAGCUCUCGAAAGUAUCUGAAGGUGAUUCCUCCAAGGUACAGGAUAGUGUGAAAGUGUCGCUGAGGAAGCAGAUGAGAGGAUUCUGCCACAUUUGCAGACAGUUCCUAAAUAAUCCCAGCAGCACCGUCAAAGAGCAGGCCUUCAUCAUUCUGUGUGAUCUUCUGCUGGUUUUCAGCCACGAGGAACCACCCAUUGGUUCUGAAAUGGUCGAGCCAUUUGCCUAUAUCCCAGAGGAGUCCCUGCAGACAGAGCUUGUGACCUUCGUCCUGGAUCAUGUUUUCAUCGCCCGAGACAGCGGUCACCCUGACAACGAUGAGGAAUGCAAAGUGGGCAGACUGCACAAGAGGAGAAAUCUGCUAGCUGCUUUCUGUAAACUAAUCGUAUUCAGUGUUGUGGAGAUGGAUAUUGCUGCUGACAUCUUCAAACAAUACAUCAAGUAUUACAUUGACUAUGGAGACAUCAUUAAGGAAACACUCAGCCGGACGAGGCAGAUUGAUAAAAUUCAGUGUGCAAAGACCUUAAUUCAGAGCUUGAAGCAGCUGUUUAAUGAGCUGUUGCAAGGCCAAGGCUCCAGUUUGGACAGAUGGUCCCAACAGUUCACCAGCAUCAAGGACUUGGCUCGACGUUUCUCGCUGACCUUCGGAUUGGAUCAAUUGAAAACCAGGGAAGCAAUGGCGAUGCUACACAAAAAUGGUAUCGAGUUUGCCUUCAAAGACGAAAAUCCAAAGGGCAAGGGUCAGCCUCCUCCGAACAUGGCUUUUCUGGACAUCUUGAGUGAGUUCUCCCCCAAACUGUUGAAAACAGACAAAAGAACUGUGUUCAAUUACCUGGAGCGGUUUGUGACAGACCAGAUGGCAGCAGAGAAUGGAGAGGAGUGGCUUCCACUGAUUUUGUACAGAAGGUCUUUGUUGGAUUGUAGAGAUGAUGAUACUGUAUCCACAAACAGCAGUGACCAGAGUGCACUGUCUCCAGUACAAGCACAAUUCAAAUCAUCGUCUCUGAAACGGAGGCUGCAAACUGAGGACAGUAAUGGUCACGUAGGACUGAAUGAGGAGCAGCAUGCGAAGAUCUCACCUCGUUCCCUGAUGCCUCAGUUGACGCCUAUGGGGCCAGGAGAAGAUGAGAAGCAAAGGGUGCAUGGCACAAAGGAGCAUUCACUGGAAACUGUCAGGAUGCAGUCACUCAGCAGUGAGUAUGGGACCACAACGAUGGAGAACACAGACAAACUGGAAGAUGGUGUUGCAACAAAAUUAGCCGAGGGUGACCUUGAUGACGUGAAUGAAAUAUUGGAUAUUGACAAUGAUUGACACAAACUCGGAUCCGACCAAAUGACUUGUUUAAAGGCAUCGGGAGACUUUCUACGCAGACCCUUCCCAUCAUAAGAAUUGAGUAUUUUGUAAGUUCUACCAAGAGAGUUUUCAAGAAUCAUGAAUCAAGAAUGCAAAAUAAAAACAGUAUAAGCCAUUAUCCAGGAAGAAAACACGAGAAGCUUACUACACAGAGUGUCAGCUCAAGACCAAAAGGAGUAUAUCCUUCCCGAGAGAUAUUAGUUUUCUUGAGGAUGUAUUAUUUUCUGCAGCUUGUGGAACAAGAAGUUAUUUUUCCCUCAAGAACAAUUUUGACAAUGUCUUGAUGCAUUGUGUAACAAGAACAGAAAAUGCUGGGGAUACUCAACAGGUCGGGCAACAUCUGUGGAGAGAGAAUCAGACAGAGUGAAUGCUUCAGAUCAAUGACCCACCAUCUGAACAGAACGUCCUCAAGUGUUUUCCUAUUGGAUACAUGUAAUGUUUAGUUCACUACUGGAUUAUCCAGACCAAGUUAGUUUUGGGUUUGAUCCCUGAUCUCUUCUGAGUUACUGGACCAUAACUGCAUGUAAGCAACAGCUAGUAUUGAAUCCUCAUAGAUAUUCACUGUUCGGUAUUAACCCACCAUGAAUGAUAGUGACUUGAGUCAAGAAAUGGAGGGCCACCAACUUUGAAGUCAUAUUUCAUAAUGUUUAUGAGGUGGUGGAAAAACAUGUCAAAUAGACAAACAGACUAUCUUCUGCAAGUCAAUGAAAUGUUGAAGCCUAAUUAAGUAUUUUAUUAAGAGUUUAAAAAUCACAAGCGUAGAGGAAAAUGUGAUUAAACUCACCUCAAAUGCUGGCAGCUAAUAUUAAUAUUACAACCACCAAUUUUCUCUAAGCUAUAUAUUUUCAAUAUAAGGCUAAUAAGGCAACUAUAAUGAAACAUGUUAAUGUGUGCAUUAGGAUCUAUCAAUGGGCUCCGUGAAUGUUAAACACUGCUGAGAAAAAUCCAGGGGGUCUUUUGUGGUUCAAGAGACCCAGAUUCAAGUCCCCCCUACUCCAGAGGUGUGUAAUAACAUCCCUGAACAGGUUGAUUAAAAGAAUUGAUAGAAUACAAAAGCCGUCCUGUCAACAGUUGUUUCAAAUCUGGGAUUUGCUGAUGUCCCGUCCCCUAAUUCUGUAGAAACUUGAAUCUGCUCUGUCAGUCAAUAAUAUCAUGGCUCAUCUGAUGCUUGAUAUUCCCACCCAGCGUGAUAAUCUUCCACCUCCUCAAGAAUCUCUCUACCUCUGUUUUAAAAGUAUUCAAGGAUUCUGCUCCCGGCGUUUUUUGAGGAAACAUUCUAAAGACUCAUGACGCUCUGUGAGAGAAAAAAGCACCCUUUCGCUACAACUAAAAUAUACAGCAAUGUCUAUUUUUAAACUAUGACCCCCUAGAUCUAGAUUAUCCCAUAAGAAGAAACAUCUUUUCCACUGGUACUUGUCAAGUAGCCUUUCACUUUUCUAAACUCCAGCAGACACAAGCUGAAAACGUGUUGCUGGAAAAG